UAACAACCAUAAAACGCGGUCCCAUUGGCUACAAUAUAAUUCCUCUCCUUCCCAUCAGAAUUCUAUCCCUCUCAUUUCUCCUUGUUUCUCUCUUGUUCUUGCCCUGAUUGUUGUCGAAAAUCUGGGUUCGAUUUUUCCGCUUAGUGUUCCAUUAUAUUCCUGUGUGUUCAAAAUCUAAUUGGGGUUAUAUAUUUGGGAUACUAAUUGAAGUGAACAAAUUUUGUGAUUUGAGGUUGAAGGGGAGAAAAAAGAAAUCAAUUCGAGGAAUUCAAUUGAGGAAUUGGAAAAAUGGGUCUGGCAAAUUGGGGGAAAUAGUGUGAUACAGUCUUAAAAGAGUGAGAGAGCUUCGUGAUUUGGGUGGCUACAUGAGGAUGCCAGCGACUGACUUUAAAGGUUCGUCUCCUUCGUUAGCUCAUUUUGGCCGCGCGCUUCUCAGUCUUCGUCGUGAUCCCGUUCAAGUUCAUUCAAUGGAAGGGUCAGCUACACCUCAGCCUCAGUAUCAAAACUCUAAUUUGGACCAGGAGCUUGAGUCGUUUCAGAAACAGGUCACAGACCGAUUUCUGGAUCUCUCUUCAGCUGGCCAGGAUGAUUUGCUUUCUCUUUCAUGGGUAGGGAAGUUGCUUGAUUCGUUUAUCUACCUUCAGGAAGAAUUUAGGUAUAUUCUUCACAAUCAUAGAACUCUGGUGUUUAAACCCCCAGUUGAUCGAAUGAUGAGUGAUUUCUUUGAACGGAAUGUGAAAGCUCUAGAUGUGUGUAAUGCAAUACGAGAUGGGAUUGAUCAGCUUCGGCAAUGGCAGAAGCUGUUGGAGAUUGUUCUGUUUGCAUUGAACCAUCAAAAGAGUAUAGGCGAGGGACAACUUCGUCGUGCUAAGAAGGCACUCAUUGAAUUGUCAAUUGUGAUGCUUGAUGAUAAGGAUUCCAAUGCGUCUCUGGCACAAAGAAGCCGAUCCUUCAGUCGCAACGCUGUUGGCAGAGAUCAUCAUCAUAAUCAUCACCAUCGUUUUCGAUCACUUUCAUGGAGUGUCUCUCGCAAUUGGUCUGCUGCUAAGCAGAUUCAAGCAAUUGGGAACAACUUGAAUCCUCCAAGAGGGAAUGAUCUUGUGGCUUCUAAUGGACUUGCAGGGGUUAUUUUUACUAUGAAUUCGAUUCUGUUGUUUGUAAUGUGGACUCUUGUUGCUGCAAUUCCAUGCCAGGACCGUGGACUCCAGGUCCAUUUUUCAAUUCCGAGGAGUUUUUCAUGGGCAGCUCCAUUGCUAUCACUACAUGAACGGAUUAUGGAUCAGUCGAAGAAGCGUGAGCGAAGGAACUCGUGUGGCCUGCUAAGGGAGAUUCAUCAAAUUGAGAAAUCUACUAGGAUGAUGAAUGAACUGGCUGAUUCAGUACAUUUUCCAUUGACGGAGGAGAAAGAAGGGGAGAUCAGACAGAGAGUGCAGGAGGUUUCACAGGUUUGUGAAACUUUGAAAGAUGGACUUGACCCCUUGGAGUUCCAUGUGAGGGAAGUAUUUCAUAAGAUUGUGCAGGGCCGAACCGAGGGGCUUGACACUGCAGGUAGGCUAAACCAGCAGGAAUCUUGAGUAACAUCUUGUACUCAUCAUUUGGUCCAGGGUCUUAAAAGUUCAAGUAGGAGCAAAACCCUGAUUUGGAUUGCAAGGAGAACAAAAUGAAGAAGCUGCAGAAGCUCAAUGCAGAACAGGCUUGAUUCUUUCAUUUGAAGAAGCUAAAUGAUAACGAUCUGCUUUGGAGAGAGAUGAAAUAAACUUCCAUUGGGAUACAUGCUGCAAAGAACCCAAAGUUAAGUCCAACUUCCUUUCUAGGAAGUUUAAGGUUAGAUCAACGGUCAUACACAUGCUUGAUGCAAGAGUUCAACACACGCCAACUAAGGUUAGUCCAAAUAGCACAAAUUAGUCCUUGCUGGCCUGGCGAACCUCUAGGACCGAACUCACCUGCAUUUUACAUUAUAUGUAAAGGAGUUCAACACAUGAUGUCUUGCCAAAUGGGGAAGAGCAUUGAAAUUUAUCUAACUCCCAUCCUUCUUGGAAGUUGAGGUUGGAUCAGCUUCUGUGAACAUGCACUCCUCAGGUGAGCUUCUGGAAUCAAACUCACCAAAAAUUUUUGUCAUAGAAAGGGGAAAAAAAGGAAGUUCAACAGUGUUGAGUUGACAAGUGGAGAAGAACAUUGAAAUUUAUCUAACAAUUAUCGCUAUUUAUGGUGCUGGGUUCUGUCAUGUGAUGUUCACAUUUGUUUUAGUGGCCUUGUCUAUUUCCAUGAUUUAUAACUUCAGAAAGUAGUGGCUGUUAUGCUAA
Molecule: messenger RNA, 2303 nt
Organism: Prosopis cineraria
Lineage: Eukaryota; Viridiplantae; Streptophyta; Magnoliopsida; Fabales; Fabaceae
Product: protein ROH1-like
Exons: 2
Coding region: 366-1574 (402 amino acids)
Source: RefSeq, a predicted model, not a curated record